AUGUCGGAUCGCCCAUCACACGUCGAAAAGGGCUCACCCUGGAAGCACUACCAGGCCGAAUUCGAGCUCAACGAUCUCGGGGGUACUUUGACAGUGGCGUCAAGACAUCGAAAACUGUUCCACAUCAGCGAACUGGCCCGCACGGAGUCGAAAGAGGUCCUGGAAAAGCUGAAAAUGCUCCGUCACCCCAACAUUGUCGAGUUUAUCCAGGCGUACAUCACGCCCACAUCUUUCCACGCCGUCUUCGAAGCCACGGCUGUCAGUCUGUUACAUGUGGCAAGAUGUCCGAUUUAUCCCGACGAAGCGCAGCUGGGUGCCAUAGUCGGGCAGUACACGCUUAGGGUUCCGGCAUCUGACGUUAGAAACCGUGUAGCCGAACAGCACCUCUGCCAACCGCUCAGAGGCCACAGCCGCCGUCAUCUCACGGCUCUCAGCCGUGUCGUUCAACUCCUCAUGCAAAAGUACUGCAAAGAAACGCCAGGCAUCGACGACCUCGGUCGCUGGGCGCCCGACUCGGACGGGUUUGCUUUCCUCGUCGCGAUCGAUUCUGCGUCGUCCGUCGCUGAGUUGCAGAGUGUUCGUAUCACCAGCUACGUUUGA
This is a messenger RNA of Colletotrichum scovillei, 600 nucleotides long. Its product is annotated as putative FAD-binding domain-containing protein. The transcript has 2 exons. NCBI's taxonomy places the organism in Eukaryota, Fungi, Ascomycota, Sordariomycetes, Glomerellales, Glomerellaceae. The record is from RefSeq and is a predicted model, not a curated record. Bases 1 to 600 code for a protein of 199 amino acids.